CUUCCAUCCAAUCCUCCCCAUACACCGAACUCUUCCUCCGUCGCGGCGACAGGUAUUACCGUUUCUUUCUCUCCUCUUCUCUUCUUCUCAUCUGGUCUCCAUCGACGGCGACAGGUAUGACCAUCUGUGGCAGAUGGAAACUCUACCUCGUUCAAUGAUUUGUCUUCUCUCUCUCCCUGCGGCUGAUGGGGAAGUUACGCAGAGUUCGGGACAUAAAUCCUCAGUGAUUCAGUCCUGCUUCAUCUCGCUCACAGAGCCUCAGACCCAGACCCACCCAGAAACCAGGGUCCUUUAAGUUUCAACGAGAUAAAAACAACUGAAAAUCCUCCUGUUAAAAACGGGUUUUCUUCCUGAUUCCAAAUUUCCUAACUAUAGCAACAACAGCAGAACAAUCUGUAGUUUGUCUGGUUCAUGCCACCUCUUGUGCUUAGGCUUCUCUUACCAUAUUUCAUGUUCAGUUUGCUCUUAUUAUCUUAGACUCAUCAGCCUGGUCUAGGAGACGGUUCAACCACCAUCUGAAUCAUGUUUCUUCGGCAAACUACAUUGACCAUUCCUUAUUUGAGAAGAUGCUUCAGGAGCAACCGCAGCCCUGAUCUUGAUAAUGCAAUUGCGGAGCUCAAUAAGGAAAUGGAAUCUGUCUUUGGUGAACCUCCAAUUAGCCAUGAUGGCUUGAGCAACUUAUCUACACAUCAAGAGCAUCAGUUGACUUUUCCAGAAGAAAGCAGAAGUGAGACGGUGCUGACCCACAUUACAAACACUGGGGAGGCCCAGAUGGUGGAUGUCUCUUCCAAGGAAGCCAGUAAGAGAGUUGCCGUUGCUGGUUGCAAGGUUAUGCUGGGAAAGAAGGUGUUUGAUUUGGUUUCUGCAAACCAAAUAGCUAAGGGAGAUGUACUCACUGUGGCAAAAAUUGCCGGAAUUAAUGGGGCAAAGCAGACUAGUAAUCUCAUUCCGUUGUGUCAUAACAUUGGUCUGACUCGUGUUCGUGUUGAUCUGGUACUGAAUGAUAAGGAUUUCAGUGUUGAGAUAGAAGGGGAAGCUGCAUCGACAGGGAAGACAGGAGUAGAGAUGGAAGCAUUAACGGCUGUGACAAUUGCCGGUCUCACGGUGUAUGACAUGUGCAAAGCUGCUUCAAAGGACAUUAGGAUCACUGAUGUGCAGCUUGAGCAUAAGAGUGGUGGUAAGAGUGGGGACUGGACCAGAAGGCAGUAAGUAGUUCUAGAGUUUUAUUGUGGAUUAAGCUUGUGAGGUACUUCCCUAACAAGGAAUAAAUUUGCUGUUUUCUUCA
Nelumbo nucifera (sacred lotus) is the source of this 1285-nucleotide messenger RNA. RefSeq names its product cofactor of nitrate reductase and xanthine dehydrogenase 3 (gene CNX3). The record is from RefSeq and is a predicted model, not a curated record. NCBI's taxonomy places the organism in Eukaryota, Viridiplantae, Streptophyta, Magnoliopsida, Proteales, Nelumbonaceae. Gene Ontology annotation, biological process: Mo-molybdopterin cofactor biosynthetic process.